Messenger RNA from Penicillium lagena, 483 nucleotides. RefSeq names its product putative nuclear transport factor 2 domain protein. Gene Ontology annotation, biological process: protein import into nucleus. The transcript is spliced from 2 exons. Bases 1 to 483 code for a protein of 160 amino acids. The record is from RefSeq and is a predicted model, not a curated record. Gene Ontology annotation, cellular component: nuclear pore central transport channel. NCBI's taxonomy places the organism in Eukaryota, Fungi, Ascomycota, Eurotiomycetes, Eurotiales, Aspergillaceae.
AUGCCCGUCGCCAACGACGAUACGCUGACCAAAGUGUCCUCGGAGGCUGCCACUGAACUCGUCCAGUCCUUCUACCCAGCCCUGCAGUCCAACCGCGACGCCAUCGGCUCAUUCUACCUCCCCACGCCGACAACGAUCUUAUUCAACGGAAAUCCCGUGGCGGAUGGGAGCGCCGUGCAGGAAAUUUUCGUCAACCAGAUGCCCGCCGCACACUAUGAAGUUCAGUCAUUCGAUUGCCAGAUCAUCAAUCGCGCAUACCCCACGACCACCGCGGCGGGCGUGAAACCUCCGGCCCAGAUGACGGUCAAGGACAUGUCGGUACUGGUCAUUGUCAGUGGCCAUGUGCGGUAUGGAGAGGCGCGCGAUCAGCCCCAGCGCGGAUUCAGCGAGACCUUUGUUCUAGUUCCGAAUCCGUCGUCGGAUCGGGCGAAGCGCAGAAAGGAGUGGCUUAUCCAGAGUCAGAACUUCCGGCUUGUUGUCUGA